Arctia plantaginis is the source of this 5541-nucleotide messenger RNA. Lineage: Eukaryota; Metazoa; Arthropoda; Insecta; Lepidoptera; Erebidae. The record is from the annotation of a GenBank genome assembly.
AUGGAUGCGGUGAAGGACGAAGAACGUUUGAGGCGGCUCCGCGCCUUGGAAGAGCGGCUGUGUGACCCUCGAUCCACUGGCAACGUGGACUGCUUACUCGACACUGUCACUGCGCUGGUCUCCGACUGCGAUCACCCGGCUAUUCGACGAAUGAAGAAUGUCGAAGCUUAUGCCAGCAGAUAUGAGGUUUUUGCCUCGGACAUAAUAGACCUGCGCAUGAAAGCAGCCGAUUUUGAUUUGAUCAAAGUUAUUGGUCGUGGUGCAUUUGGUGAAGUGCAACUAGUCAGACAUAAGUCUACACGCCAGGUUUAUGCCAUGAAGCUACUCAGUAAAGUGGAAAUGAUCAAAAGAUCUGACUCAACAUUCUUUUGGGAAGAGCGACAUAUAAUGGCACAUGCUAACUCUGAGUGGAUAUUAAAAUUGCACUUUGCCUUUCAAGAUCACAAAUAUCUUUACAUGGUGAUGGACUACAUGCCUGGUGGAGAUCUUGUCAGUUUAAUGUCAAACUAUGACAUACCAGAAAAAUGGGCUAAAUUCUAUACAAUGGAAAUUGUUCUUGCUUUAGAUGUAAUUCAUGGUAUGGGAUUUGUACACCGUGAUGUAAAACCAGAUAAUAUGUUGAUUGAUAAAUAUGGUCAUCUUAAACUAGCUGAUUUUGGCACAUGUAUGAGAAUGGGGAUUGAUGGACUUGUAAGAGCCAGCAAUGCAGUGGGUACUCCAGAUUAUAUAUCCCCUGAGGUACUACAGUCACAAAACGGUGAAGGGGUAUAUGGGCGAGAGUGUGACUGGUGGGCUGUGGGUAUAUUCUUGUAUGAGAUGCUGAUUGGAGAUCCGCCUUUUUAUGCUGACAGUUUAGUAGGAACAUAUGGAAAAAUUAUGGAUCACAGGAACUCGCUUCAGUUUCCUGAUGAUGUAGAAAUUUCAAAGGAAGCCAAAUCUCUUAUUAGAGGACUUUUAACUGAUAGAACUAAGCGACUAGGGAAGAAUAGUGUUGAUGAAAUCAAGCAACAUCCUUUCUUUAUCAAUGAUCAGUGGAGCUUUGAAAACUUGAGAGAUUCUGUGCCCCCUGUUGUACCUGAACUAUCUAGUGAUGAUGAUACUCGAAAUUUUGAUGACAUGGAGAAGUCAGAUGCACUAGAUGAGUCUUUUCCAGUGCCAAAAGCAUUUGUUGGCAAUCAUUUACCUUUUGUAGGAUUCACUUAUAAUGGUGAUUACCAAUUGUGUAGCAGGGGGCUAAAGGCUGCAGAUGUAGUUGACACAAUAUCUAAUAAUCAUGUUAAUAACCUUAAUGUUGGAUCUGAAGCUAUAUUGCAGCUAGAAAAACUACUUGAGCGUGAAAGAGAUGGGAGGCGAAAAUUAGAGGAUACACAAGUGACUUUGUGUGCACAAUUAGAAGAACUGUCACAAAGAGAUGCCAGGCACAAAAAAGUAAUUGCCGAUACUGACAAAGAGCUUGCGCUACUUAGACACGAUUUGAAGGAAUUACAGAGGAAAGCAGACGUGGAAGCAGAAACAAGAAGAAAAGCAGAAUUUAAUUUUAACGAAGCUAAGCGACGACUCGAUGAAGAACAAAGUAAACGAGCAAAAGAAAUAAGCAAUUUGCAAAAUUACAACGAUAAAAUUAAUGUCUUGGAAAUGCAGCUUACCGAGAUGCGAGAAAAAUUAAAACAAGAAGCAGAAGCUGCCGCGAAAUCCAGAAAGCAAGCAGCAGAACUUACAGCUGCUCAAGCUGCAGCUGCUGCGGUCAACGACGGCACCGUUGCGAGCUUGCGUGCUCAACGUGACGCGCUGGAAAGAGAACGCUGCACACUUACUGAAGAACUGGCUGUUACUAAGGCAGCUAAGCAACGGUCAGAAGCAUCUGUUGCAGAAUCGACCAACAGAUUAAAUGCGGCCCACGCUGAGCUCGAGAGAGCGGCGACGAGGCUGAACCAAACCGUGGCAGAUAAUAGGCAGCUUUCAGAACGUGUUUCGUCAUUAGAGAAGGAAUGUGCUUCACUGGCGCAUGAGCUUCGGGCCGCUCAACACCUUUACCAGCAAGAAUUGCGUGCUCACCAAGACACGCAGCGAUCACAAUUGCUCUCUAAACAAGAAGCUAACUUGGAGCUAGUCAAGGCCCUGCAGUCAAAAUUAAAUGAGGAAAAAGGUGCGCGGCAACGGUCUGAAUCAGCUUGUCAGGAGAAGGAACGUCAGAUGUCAAUGCUCAGCGUCGAUUACAGGCAAAUGCAGCAGCGCCUGCAGAAGCUGGAGGGUGAACAUAGACAAGAGAGUGAAAAGGCGGUGGGUUUGGCUGCUGCGCUAGAGCAGGAGCGAGCUGCUAGGCUAUCUGUGAGCAGCGAAGUAGCAGCGGCCGAAGCCGCGGCUCGGGCGGCGCAGGCCGAACGAGACGCGAGGGCUCGCGACCUGCAGGCUGUCCGUGCCGCGCUCCUCGACACUUCGGAGAAGCUGGCCGCUGCCAGCGCCGAGCGGGACAUGCAUCGUGAGAGGAGUGAGGAGCUUCGCCUCCAGUUAGAGACGGAGCAACACUACUGCUUCAUGUACAAGAGUCAGGCCAAUGACUUGCGGCUGAUGCUCGAUGAGAACACGCGAGCUGCUUGCGACGCGGAGCAGGAACGCUCCAGUUUACUGCAUCAGCUGCAGCUCGCCAUUGCGAGAGCUGACUCUGAAGCCAUUGCCAGAUCAAUAGCCGAAGAGACGGUAGGAGAGCUGGAAAAGGAGAAGACGAUGAAGGAGUUGGAAAUGCGCGACGCGGCCGCGCAGCACCGAAGCGAGCUGGCCGCGCGCGACGCGCUCGUACAGGGGCUGCAGGACCGUGACCACGAGAACCGCGCCACCAUCGACCUGCAACGGAAGGAGGCCGAUGAGCUACGUCGUAGUGGUACAGCUCUAGCAGAACGCGUAGCGACGUUGCAGCGUCUGCAAGAGGAGGUCGACCGGCUCAACAAGAAGGUCAAGUCGGAGACGAUGCUCAAACAGCAGGCGGUCAACAAACUUGCUGAGAUUAUGAAUAGAAAAGACAUGAAUCUCGCCACUGCCAAGACCAAAAAUAAGUCCGUUCGCAAGGACAAGGACUAUCGUAAGCUGCAGCAAGAGUUGACUCGUGAAAAGGAAAAGUUUGAUCAGCACAUCCUAAAGCUGCAACGCGAUCUACAAGAUUGUCAACAGCAACUCCUCGAUGAACAAUCCACGCGGAUGCGACUUGCUAUGGAGGUGGAUAGCAAAGACGCAGAAAUCGAGCAACUAAAGGAAAAACUGGCAGCCCUAACGAGUGAGACAGCGUCACAAUCAUCCGCCGACGCUGAGGACGGCGAGACGGAACAAACCCUCGAGGGCUGGCUCUCCAUCCCCUUCAAACAAAACAUACGUCGACACGGUUGGAAGAAACAAUACGUCGUAGUGUCUUCGAAAAAGAUUAUAUUCUACAAUAGUGAAAAUGAUAAACAGAACACCACGGAUCCUGUUAUGAUCUUAGACUUGAGCAAGGUGUUCCACGUGCGGUCGGUGACUCAGGGCGACGUGAUCCGCGCGGAGGCCAAGGACAUCCCGCGCAUCUUCCAGCUGCUGUACGCCGGCGAGGGCGAGGCGCGCCGCCCCGGGGACUCCGCCGACGCGCCGCCCGACGCCACGGACCACCACGGCAACACGGUGCAGCACAAGGGCCACGACCUGGUGAGCAUCACGUACCACAUCCCCACGGCCUGCGAGGUGUGCACGCGCCCGCUCUGGCACAUGUUCCGUCCGCCGCAGGCCUACGAGUGUCGACGAUGCCGCAUGAAGAUCCAUGCAGAGCACGUGUCCGAAGGCGAUGGUGUGGCUGCUUGCAAGCUCCACGCGGAUCGCGCACGCGAGCUCCUGCUACUAGCGCCAGCCGCCGGCGACCAACGCCGCUGGGUGGCGCGCCUCGCCCGCCGCGUGCAGCGCUACGGGUACCGCGCAGCGCACCACACCAACCACGACCACACCAAGCUCUCGCCCAGCGCACCACACCAACCACGACCACACCAAGCUCUCGCCCAGGUAACUCGCGCUACUGACCCACUCACAGCACUGGCGACAACGCCGCUGGGGGGCGCGCCUCGCCCGCCGCGUGCAGCGCUACGGGUACCGCGCAGCGCACCACACCAACCACGACCACACCAAGCUCUCGCCCAGGUAACUCGCGCUACUGACCCACUCACAGCACUGGCGACAACGCCGCUGGGGGGCGCGCCUCGCCCGCCGCGUGCAGCGCUACGGGUACCGCGCAGCGCACCACACCAACCACGACCACACCAAGCUCUCGCCCAGGUAACUCGCGCUACUGACCCACUCACAGCACUGGCGACAACGCCGCUGGGGGGCGCGCCUCGCCCGCCGCGUGCAGCGCUACGGGUACCGCGCAGCGCAUCACACCAACCACGACCACACCAAGCUCUCGCCCAGGUAACUCGCGCUACUGACCCACUCACAGCACUGGCGACAACGCCGCUGGGGGGGCGCGCCUCGCCCGCCGCGUGCAGCGCUACGGCACUGGCGACAACGCCGCUGGGGGGCGCGCCUCGCCCGCCGCGUGCAGCGCUACAGGUACCGCGCAGCGCACCACACCAACCACGACCACACCAAGCUCUCGCCCAGGUAACUCGCGCUACUGACCCACUCACAGCACUGGCGACAACGCCGCUGGGGGGCGCGCCUCGCCCGCCGCGUGCAGCGCUACGGGUACCGCGCAGCGCACCACACCAACCACGACCACACCAAGCUCUCGCCCAGGUAACUCGCGCUACUGACCCACUCACAGCACUGGCGACAACGCCGCUGGGGGGCGCGCCUCGCCCGCCGCGUGCAGCGCUACGGGUACCGCGCAGCGCACCACACCAACCACGACCACACCAAGCUCUCGCCCAGGUAACUCGCGCUACUGACCCACUCACAGCACUGGCGACAACGCCGCUGGGGGGCGCGCCUCGCCCGCCGCGUGCAGCGCUACGGGUACCGCGCAGCGCACCACACCAACCACGACCACACCAAGCUCUCGCCCAGGUAACUCGCGCUACUGACCCACUCACAGCACUGGCGACAACGCCGCUGGGGGGCGCGCCUCGCCCGCCGCGUGCAGCGCUACGGGUACCGCGCAGCACACCACACCAACCACGACCACACCAAGCUCUCGCCCAGGUAACUCGCGCUACUGACCCACUCACAGCACUGGCGACAACGCCGCUGGGGGGCGCGCCUCGCCCGCCGCGUGCAGCGCUACGGGUACCGCGCAGCGCACCACACCAACCACGACCACACCAAGCUCUCGCCCAGGUAACUCGCGCUACUGACCCACUCACAGCACUGGCGACAACGCCGCUGGGGGGCGCGCCUCGCCCGCCGCGUGCAGCGCUACGGGUACCGCGCAGCGCACCACACCAACCACGACCACACCAAGCUCUCGCCCAGGGACUCGAUGCGGUCAAACCUGAAGUCUGCGUACAUGAACGCAUCCCAGCGCAGCUCUACGUUGCCGGCCAACGCGUCCCUGCCGCGGCAGUGAGCCGCUCGCCCUCUACUCACUAA